AUGAUGUCAAUGUACGAUAUCCCACCCUCCCCACCUGAACCGGUGCACGUGCGUGUAUACCGCGACAGCAAACACAAAAACAAAUCACAGCACUUAUCUGACUCAACGCGUAUCAUACCGUCCAAACGGAAACCAGGGGCUUCCUUCGUGAACGAGAAGGCGAAGAAACACUUGACCAUUCGGAAAAGACGUCUGCCGGUGCAUCAGCUUGCUCUUUUGCGAACUACAACAAGUGAUGGGUUGCCCCAGUCGAGUGAUAUGGAAGUUACUUUUUUUGAUUCUAUUGCGGUGGUUGAUCCCAUAGAGGACAGUCAGCUUGAUGGGCCGAUUGCGGAUCCGUCAGGCGGUCCUAUAUGCAACAUAGUCACAUUGAGAAAAGCGCCGCUUCCCCACACGAUAUGGCACUCAGACAUGCGCAGCACACCUAUAAAGGGAACUCCAGACAGAGCUUAUAUAGCCGAUGAAACGCCCAAAGGGACGCGUAGCCCCAAACUAAAGCAAAUCCCAGGUUUUCGUGUCGCUCAUGAUGGGCGCAUUGAUCAUGAGCUCCAAACCGCUUCGAAGAGGCAGUCAGAUCGUCAAGUCAACUAUGUGUCGACAAGAACACGGAGACCUGGCAUCGCUCGCACUCUCACACUAGGGAGUGGACCAUUGCCAUCGCCUGCGGAUGCAAGUCCACAUAUUUCACAUGCUAUGCAAAUGGAUAGACAAGAAGUUCCUGGAUCGCGAAACCCACAUAGGCUUCAAAAUCGGUUGGCAGACCCGAAAUUGAAGCAAUUGAUACUCCUCAGCAGUUCGGAGUAUUUGCGAAGUUGA
Messenger RNA from Bipolaris oryzae ATCC 44560, 816 nucleotides. RefSeq lists its product as uncharacterized. The transcript is spliced from 3 exons. Bases 1 to 816 code for a protein of 271 amino acids. The record is from RefSeq and is a predicted model, not a curated record. Lineage: Eukaryota; Fungi; Ascomycota; Dothideomycetes; Pleosporales; Pleosporaceae.